UGUGCGUGUGUGUGGUUUUUUGGGUUUUUUUUUUUUUUGCAUGGAAGGGGGGGUGAGCAGAGAGUCGGUGGUUUCCAUGGUGAUGGAGCUGAAAGUGCAGGAAAUUUAAAGGCUUUGGAUCCUUGCAAAGCAGACAAACUGGUGCCAACGUGCGCGGCCGCCGUGCAGAGCGGCGGAGAGGAGCCUGCGAGAGGAGCCCGGCCGGGAAGCAUUUGCAAAAAAGGAAAGCGCUGGGGUGGUGGUGGAGGUGGGGGGGGGGAAGAAGAAGAAGAAGAAACCCCCCUCCUCCCCCCAAAAGACCCCCCCCUACACACACACCCCUCCAGCUGCCGCCGCCUCGUGCUGCAGCAGGCGCGGGACGGAGCCCGCUCGCGGGCAGCGCCGGAGGAGAGGCUGCGAGCGCGGGGCGGGGGGGGAGCCUUGUUGGGGGGCCGGGGGCGCCCCGUCGGGACGGGCGGCUCGGCUCUCCCCCCCCCGGCCGCGGUGGCGGAUGCAGUUGGCUGCCCCCGAGGAUGGAGCACAACCAGUGCCUGGCCACCAUCUACGCCUUGGCGGUGCUGCUGGGGCUCCGCAUGGGGCAGGGCGCCUGCCAGCACUACCUGCACAUCCGCCCGGCGCCCAGCGACAACCUGCCCCUGGUGGACCUCAUCGAGCACCCGGACCCUAUCUUUGACCCCAAGGAGAAGGAUCUUAACGAGACCUUGCUCAGGAGCCUCCUGGGCGGGCACUUCGACGCCAACUUCAUGGCCACCGCCGUGCCCGAGGAGCGGCUCGGGGGGGACGACCUGGCCGAGCUGGACUUGCUGCUCCGGCAGAGACCCUCGGGGGCGAUGCCCAGCGACAUCAAAGGGCUGGAGUUUGCCGACGGGCUGCAGCCGGGCAAGAAGCACCGGCUGAGCAAGAAGCUGCGCAGGAAGCUGCAGCUGUGGCUCUGGUCGCAGACCUUCUGCCCCGUGCUCUACACCUGGAACGACCUGGGCAGCCGCUUCUGGCCCCGCUUCGUCAAGGUGGGCAGCUGCUACAGCAAGCGGUCGUGCUCCGUGCCCGAGGGCAUGCUGUGCAAGCCGGCCAAGUCCGUGCAUUUGACCAUCCUGCGCUGGCGGUGCCAGCGGCGGGGCGGGCAGCGCUGCGCCUGGAUCCCCAUCCAGUACCCCAUCAUCUCGGAGUGCAAGUGCUCCUGCUAGGGACACGUGUGGACCCGGCCCGCUUUCUGCCCCGCGUUGUCAUGCACUGUACCGUGUAGGAGAAUGUAUAUGUGUGUGUGUGUGUGUAUAUAUGGCAGCCUUCUCGUUGACUAUUAAAAAAGGUCAGUAUUAUCCCGGCAAGUCCUCAGCGUCCGCUGUAUAUUUGUGAGCUCCGGGUCCUGGCUCGGGGCUCUCUUUCUCCCGGGUCUUCAUGCUCCCCAGACGGAUGACUUUUUUUUUUUUAAUUAUUAUCAUUAUUAUUUUUAAUUUAAUAAAAGGUGUUUGGAGAGGGGGGAGGGAUUUUUUUGAUAAAGGAAAAGCCCAGGCUGAGAAGAGAAGUUUUUGAAGCGAUGUGCCGCUGCACGUGUGCGCGCGCGGGGGAGGUGGGGGGGGUUGUUUCUGAUGGACUUCAGAGUUUAAACACACACACACACAGAAGAGGACACACACACACACACACAUACACAGAGAAGAGGAUGAAGGCUUUGAUGGCUGGCAAGGAAGAGUGUCUAUUUAUUCUUGCUAUACCCCCGUAGUCCAAGGGCAGCGCGGGAUUAAAAAUCGACCACUAAAAUAAUCCGAGCUGGGCUGCUUGUGUGUGCUUUGUGGCUGGGUUGUUUGCUCCCCGCCCGGCGCGUGUCGCCGCUGGACAUGUCACCUCCACGGGCCACGCGUGUCUCGCACCGGCCCGGCGCCGUCGCGGGUGGGCUGCCCCUCGGGGCUCCGCCGUGCCCGGGCUGGGAGGCGGCAGGAGGCGCGCACGUGCUCCCUGCCCCUGCCCCCGAGCCGCCUCCACGUGCUGCAGCCGGGGCCUGAUUGACCUUGCAAUCAAAAGCCCCUUCUUCAAGUUUCCCCUUCCCAGGCACUGGGUGCCUGCUCCUGUCCCGGCUCCCGCCCUGCCCAGCGCCUCCGCCGCCGCGCUGCUUCUCAUCCCCCCCCAAAAAAGCAAGCCCCAGAGAUCUGGGGACAUUUGGGGUAUUCAUUAACCUCGCGAAGAGGAACAGCGGCAUUAUUACUCACCUCGGAGGCGCCCUGCCCCCGACACUAUCUGAGGGUUCAUUGUAAAAGGAUUAAAAGUUAAAGACCUUCAUCUUAUGAUUCUUGCAUUUAAUCUUCGUGGCGCCUGAAAGACAUGCUGAAUGGAUGAUCACAUUUAAAAUAUUCCCAAUGUCGGCUACCUUCGGACUCCGGGGCAGGGCAAACACACGUAAUUUAUUUCUAGAAGAAAGGGGAUAUUGAGAUGUUUUAAAGUUUUCUGAACCACCGGCCCCAUGUCUAUUUGUUAGGUUCUGACAAAUACCCAAAUAACAUUGAAAUCAGCCAUUCAUCACAGAUGAAUUUAUGCAAAACCUUCUGCGCCCGGGGCCAAUAUUUUUUUAGACACCGUUUCACUUGCAAAAAAAAAAAAAAAGCCAAAAGCAAGAGUUUUUCAUGACGGGUAAACACGAGAAUUAUGUGAACAGAAACUAUUUCAUGCUGGGAUGGCAGCCAGGGACUUGGGAAUGUCAACAAAAGUUCCCCGAAGGUUGAACAUGUCACUGGAUUACAAUAAGACGUCCUUUCCCCUGUUAGCAAACCUCACUGAAGGACUAUUCCCACUAGCUACCUUCUCUUCUCACCCAGUCAUGCAGAGGUCUGUAAUUGCUGCAGUUACUGCUGGGACUUCAUGCAGACACUGCUUCUGACUCUUGGUUAAAGGUUAAAAUGACUCUACCUGUGUGUGCUACAUGCAUGUUAUUUUUAACCUGACUGUAUUCCUGCAAUCAGUGAACAGAUAUAGCAUAUAGUAUAUAUUCCUUCUUAUUAAUAGCUCCCUAUUAUUAAUAAACUCUUGGGGGUGUUAUAUCCAAGAAAGGCAAAAAGAUGCA
This is a messenger RNA of Alligator mississippiensis (American alligator), 3052 nucleotides long. It is a transcript of the gene NOG, whose product is annotated as noggin. NCBI's taxonomy places the organism in Eukaryota, Metazoa, Chordata, Crocodylia, Alligatoridae. The transcript has a single exon. The record is from RefSeq and is a predicted model, not a curated record. Bases 513 to 1184 code for a protein of 223 amino acids. Gene Ontology annotation, biological process: negative regulation of BMP signaling pathway; negative regulation of cell differentiation; osteoblast differentiation.